AUGCGUUUGCUGAUGAUAGUGCUGGCCAGUGAACUCAAAAUUGAUGCAGGUGGAAAUAAUCUCAGCAAAUUCAAGUAUGACCCGAUGGCAUUGGUGAGUAGUUUUCCUUAUGUUCACGCCGAUACAGGUGGGCUGACACAAAACGAGUUUGAUUAUAUAUUGGAUUACGUGUUGAACAAUGAUGGAACAUUUAUGGGUAAUUUGGCUGAUUUCAUCAAUGACGUCAGUAGCAGCAUCCCAGACUUUGACGUGUUUCCCGUUGAUGUAAAAGCAUCUCUGGUUGAUGCCGCCGUUAGUAACUCUCUUAGUACAGAUGUUAUAGACAUGAUCAAUGACGCAAGUGUCACGUGGGCAGAGGCGUGCUUUUGGUUGGGUGUUUCCCUUGGUAAUUACUUAGGUAUCCUGAUAUCAACUGAAGAGAAAAUAUCAUGGGAUUAUCUCAAGUUGAGAAUGCAAGCAAACUGCCAAGUGUUUUACGCUUACGGUACAACACUCAAUGACGGCGAUUAUGACACUGAGAUUGAUGAUGAUGAUGAUUAUGAUGAUGAUUCUGAUGAUGAUAAUUAUGACUAUUAUCGUAAUUAUAAUUUUUAUCAUCACUAUUCUGAAGAAAACAUGCAAUCAACCUACAAUCCAUGUUCUGAUGACUGCAAUAAAUUUUAUCCAUAUGGUUCAGUGUUUAAUGAUAAUGCAAACUUCGUCAAUGACGACGAAAGCUCCGGGGAAAUUAACAUUAAUCAUGCAUUCCCGUUUUUCGGUAUCAGUCAUAGCUCAUUAUGGGUAAACACGAACGGAGUGAUUUCAUUUGUGAGAGAAAUUUGGCAAUAUACUCCAAUAGAAUUUCCCCUUGGCAAUGAAUGGAAAAUGGUUGCACCCUUUUGGGCAGAUGUUGACACAGGGAAUGGUGGGAACGUGUAUUGGAGGGAAACGACAGAUCCCAAAAUUGUUGCACGUGCCAUCAAAGACAUCAACACGUACACAUGUGAUUUGUUAGAUGUGGUAUGGGUAUUCAUAGCUACUUGGGACAACACUGCUUUCUAUGGCGCCCACUCAGACGCUAGUAGAGAACUGAGAAAUACAUUCCAAGCAGUGCUGAUAUCGGAUGGCGAGAAAUCGUUUGCAAUAUAUAAUUAUUGUGACAUUGAAUGGACAACAGGAACAGCAAGUUAUGGUAAUACCCAAGGCGUCGGCGGAACACCUGCUCAAGUCGGAUUUAACGCAGGCGACGGGGUGACGUUCUUUGCAGUGCCAUCUUCGUUUCAGCCAGAAGUGAUUGACAUCGAAGAAACCACGAAUGUUGGUGUUCCUGGUCGAUAUGUAUUUCAACUUAACGGUGAAACUAUUAUUGAGGCAUGUUCGUGUAUAGAACCCAACUGCGUGGUUGUAGGCUGUAGUCGUUAUGAAAUUCACACAAACGAAUUAAAAUGGGCCGAAGCUAAGACCAAAUGUGAGAUGGAUGGAGGAAGACUGGCAACACUCAAUACCCACGAUAUUUACACGACAGUCAGACAAUACAUGUUAACAAAUGCUCUUGACGAAGAAGUUAAAAAAGGUUUCUGGAUUGGGCUCAAUGAUCGCGACAGUGAGGGUAAUUUUGUUUGGUCAGACGGUUCAACGUUGGAACCAAACAAUAAUCACCAAAAAGAUCAAAUAAAUGGCCAGGAUUGUGUGCAAUUAUGGUAA
Molecule: messenger RNA, 1683 nt
Organism: Saccoglossus kowalevskii
Lineage: Eukaryota; Metazoa; Hemichordata; Enteropneusta; Harrimaniidae
Source: RefSeq, a predicted model, not a curated record